Molecule: messenger RNA, 520 nt
Organism: Olea europaea var. sylvestris
Lineage: Eukaryota; Viridiplantae; Streptophyta; Magnoliopsida; Lamiales; Oleaceae
Product: mitochondrial import receptor subunit TOM5 homolog
Exons: 2
Coding region: 83-247 (54 amino acids)
Cellular component (GO): mitochondrion; mitochondrial outer membrane translocase complex
Source: RefSeq, a predicted model, not a curated record
CCCCUACACACAACACAAGCAAGCGAAAAACGGUCUUUAUCUCUCUAUCUAGAAGAAAAAAGAAAAGAAAAGAAGGUUAAAAAUGGCGGAUGCAAUGAUAUCAGUGGAAAAAAUCAAAGCUUUUUAUCAUUCGCAGAUCCAUGAUCCAGAUAAAUGGGAUCUCAACAAGAAAUUACUCCGUGCAUUAGGUCUCUUUGCUGGCUCCAUCGUCUUGAUGCGCCAAUAUGGUGAUCUAAUGGCAAUAUAACUAUGGAUGAUGAUUGCGCUCCCAGAAGUCGAGUUUCCAGUUAAUUUUGUUUCUGCACAUGGUUUUCCCAUAUGAAACAAUCCAUCAACUGAAAGGCGAUUAAAUGAAUUUUCUUUGUUUAGAAUUAGAAUCUUGAUUAUGAUUCGUGUCAUGUUGGUCCUUAAGUAUUAUGAAUGCUAGCGAAUUGCAUAAAUUGCAUCAAUGUUUCUUUUCAAGAGUUGCAUCUAUAUUCUGUAUUAUUUGAUCCUUUAAUCGCACAAGAAUUGUUGUGUA